AGGCAUUGUAAAAACAACGAAAAAUGUCGCUUAAACAUUUGCACUCGUAUAGCACUCCCGGAUAUUGCGUAGCUAGUAGACUGUAAUGUUUUGGCGCAGUAGACUGUAAUGUUUUGUCAGUAACCGUUUACUGUCACUAAUUAGCGGUGGUGUAAGUGAUUUUACCGUCUAGUAGCAGUCAGACAGAAUAGACCUUUUCACAGGGCGUGGCACCAACAACGUCAUCACCUACCGCGGCGUCAAUUUGGUUCGCUUUUGAUGCAUUGGCGUUUGCUAACCGCGUGAGUCUAGAGCCAAAGCAACAAUUUUUCUUUUCGAACUUUAUUCGGUGCGUAUAGCGAUGCAUCGAAUUAGGUGAGGCCUCAUUAAGACUCGGCUCUUGUGUGUUUUGCGUGUUUUACGGUGAUGAACAACCUUUUUCUGAUCUCUUUCGUGACUCUGCCGCGUCAUUUUGAGUGAUGAUUUAACAUUGAGACUUGACAGACGUCAAAUGCAGGUACAAACGUGCGUACGUAAUCUAUGAUGCGUGUUCUGUGUGGUACGCACUUACCAAAUGGUUUGGUUUGUACCUCCUGAAUACUUCCUAGAAAGUGCAUCGUUUAGGGAAUGUCUGACGUGAAGAGGAAGUCUUUAGACAAGUCUGGAGGUACUGAGAGAUAAACCAGUCACUCAGUGUUGCUGUACUGUGUUUACUUUUCCGUCAUGUCGUUUUCCAAAGUGCUCGUAGAUUCAGUGUUUGGCAAGAGUCCUGAGAUGUGUACAAAAAGAGAUCUUUGUAUGUUCUUACAACGACAUCGUACUAUUGCCAGUGACCUUGCUCUUUCAACAACUGGAACAAAGUCUAUUCUUAUUGAAAGAGUCACGAAUGCCAUCAAACAAGGAAUGUACCUGCUAGAAGAUUCUAGUGAAGAGGCAGAACAAGAGUGUGUUUUUGGACUGCCUGAUUGUGCUUCAGAUGGUUGGCAGAAUCAGAUGGAGGAAAUACACAUGGUCUGCCCAGUAGUAACAAUAGCUAGCAUAUUACACCACAUGCGACCAGCAACAGGCGUGUCAUCAAUUCAGGCCGCUGCAUUCAGAAGUCUGACAGAAGGUCAUACCGUGUGGAAGUCUGGUCAUGUCAUUGAGAUGGUCCUCAAUACAACUCAGUUUGCCUAUACUUGGAUGAAGUUCAAAGUGCUAGCUACAAUGAAACAAGAGAUCAGGAGAGUAUGCAUCGCCUUUGAGAAACGUAGCCACAACAUCAAAUUUGCACAUUGCACUUGUCCUGCUGGUCUAUCACAUUCAUGCAUUCAUGUGUCUGCUGCUUUGUGGUCAAUGGAAUCAUUUGGAAGCAAGCUUGCCCCUACAUCAAAGCCCUGUGCUUGGAUACAACCAAGAAGCAAGGAGAAACCAACUGGACCUAUCACCAGUAUCUCUCUUAAGAAGCACAAGAUCUUCAGACAAGAGAAGCUUUCUUCCAUGACUACCACUAAGGCAAAAGAUUUUGAUCCAAGACCUCCUGCUUUGAGAGGAAAAGGAGAGAUCAUGAUGAAAUGUUUUGCUUCUGACCUUAUCAACAGUUACAAAAGUGACAACAUGCCAUUGCUUGUCAGUGUCUUUAUUCCCCCACCUCCCCCACCUCCUCCUCUUCCUGUGGCAAGACCUGAGAACUUCCAAAUGUUUUUGUCAGAUGAUGAACUUUUACUGGCAACAACAACAGACAUUGCUGAUCCUGUUAAAGACAUGGGUCAUACUGACCUGAAUGAACUGAGUGAUAUGUGUGCUGACCUGGAUGAACUGAGUUGUAUGUGUACUGCUUUUAAGGCAUCUUUGCAAGUGUCUGAUGCGCAGCAGAGUGCUAUUGAAUUUACAACAAGAGGCCAGAUGUUGUGA
Corticium candelabrum is the source of this 1872-nucleotide messenger RNA. RefSeq lists its product as uncharacterized. The transcript is spliced from 4 exons. The record is from RefSeq and is a predicted model, not a curated record. Gene Ontology annotation, molecular function: zinc ion binding. Lineage: Eukaryota; Metazoa; Porifera; Homoscleromorpha; Homosclerophorida; Plakinidae. Bases 703 to 1872 code for a protein of 389 amino acids.